CUGUACAUACUACACGUGAAUUGGCUAAAUAGAGUGUAAAGACUCAAAUACCAAACGAACAAUAAUUCUACCAAAUGAAGCUUGGUUGGACAACGUAAAGAAUUCACCUCUGAGCAAAAUGCUUCGACGAAAGGUUCCAAAUUCAAAUGGAAAGCGCAAAAAAGACAACGAAGAUGAUAAGUACGUAUGUACUUUAGAUGACGCUUCUUUAGGGAAGGCAGAACGAGAACUGAACGAAGAUCCAGUGGAGAGACACAGUGCAGUUUUAACAUUGAGACAAUGGGUGCAGACACAACAACAUUUGAGAUGUCGGACAGAUAUGCCUUUUCUGCUGCGUUUCCUACGGUGUGCCAAAUUCUGCCAGUUGAGAGCCCGGAAAACUAUAGAAAAUUAUUUGGACAUUUGUUCGCAAAUGCCAGAAUGGUUUUCAGAUGUCGACACGACUGAUGAAAAUAUACUGAAAUAUUUUAAAUCUGGGUUAUUUCUUGUCCUGCCAGGGAGGGAUGAUGAAGGAAGGAAGAUCUUUGUUUUCAGACCAGAGGUUUACGAUCUCCACGAUAAAAGUUUAAAUUCAACGGAUAUGGGGCGGGCCUGCGUUGGUAUGCUGUUAUACCUACUACGAGAUGAAGCAACCCAGAUUAACGGAAUCGUCGCCCUGGAGGAUAGGACUAAUUUUACCAUGUCCCACAUGAAACAGAUGGCGCCUACAUUUACAAAAGGAGUAAAAUGUUUUAUGGGAGGUCAGUUCCCACUGAGGUAUAAAGCUAUACAUUGGUACAACUCUGGAGCCUUAACAGACGCCUUGAUGACGCUCAUCAAACCGUUUAUGCAGGAAAAACUAAGACAACGGGUUCAAAUGCAUGGGAACAGUAUGGAGAGUGUAUUUGAAUGCAUUCCAAUGAGGCUGCUCCCGUCGGAGUACUUACCCGAUGACUACGAUGGUCCAACAAACGGAACACGACAACAAUGUAUAGAUUGGUUUUUAGCUGAACUAACAAACGAAAACGUGAGAAGAGAAAUAUUGGAUGAUACAAGCGACAAAUACGGAAUAGACAUUGAUAAAAAGCCACCAGAAGAUAAAACUGUAACGCCUGGUUCAUUCCGAAGAUUGAGCUCCACAGAAUCUAAAUGGUAGCUAUUGAUUGUAGCUCAAAUGGAUGCACAUGUACACUAAAAUAAAAAACGGGUGACGUUUUCGUUUAGUUAACUCCUUACGGCCUGUGAGUGAUCGGCUGGGGUUUGCCAAAUACUGGUCUGGCGAAAAAUAGGAACGCCUUGGUUAUUCAUAGUUGAGUCGAGCCAUAUAUGGUGUACGUUUUCUUCACCUACAAAAGUAUAGACAAGUAGAGAAACUGAUAAUAAAGAGUGUAAAGAUACAG
Owenia fusiformis is the source of this 1379-nucleotide messenger RNA. The record is from the annotation of a GenBank genome assembly. Lineage: Eukaryota; Metazoa; Annelida; Polychaeta; Sabellida; Oweniidae.